AUGCGAGUCGAUAUGGAUCCUGCCUCCAUUUUUGAGGAUGCACUUAAAGGUCUUGCAACUAAGGAUUUCGAUAACGGAAAUGCUAAACCAUGUGACAGUCUACAAACGUCAGUUAAUGGUUCUAGUGACUUUCUAAAACCUGAAUCUUACAUCACGUAUCCCGACAGUCCACAAUUACCUUCCAUACAAAAUACUCAGAAGGCUUCAGAAGAAGCUCCUAGUGCUUCUCAAAAUGACAUCAUCCUCAGUGCUCUCAUAAAUGCUGGGAUUGCUCCAUCCUCUUUAAAACCUCAAGAAGUUUACUCUAAUACUCCUUCAGUUUCAGUUACUGUGAAUCCAAACGUCAAAGUUCUCAAUGCUCAAGGUACUACCAUACUGAGGGUUGUUCCAUCAGGAAAUGGCAGCAAUUCACCAGUUCAGCAAGCAUAUCCUCCUCGAAUGGCUAGUCAGUUGUUAAAGAAGCCGUCUGAUAAUGGUCUUACAAUAUCUGGAACUACUCGCAUGCCAAAUAUCAUACGGAAAAGGCCUCCUUCACUUGUCGAAACUAGUCAGCCUUUUUCGAAAAUCAGACGUGUACUUAACCAUGGCCCAGUAGAUAAAGACGUUAGCCAUCAGAUCACAGCAUUUUCUGGUAUGGGUACUGUCCCAACUAGCUCAAGUAAAUGGUAUGAGGCUCCUAAUGUUUCACGACCAUCCUUGCCUCCUCACUGCGUUCGGGUACCUAGUCAUACUCAAAUGACUCCCAGAUCAUACCCGUUGAUAAAACGAGAUGAAGAUAUGGAUGAAGAUGAAGAUUUAGCUCAAGCUGAAACGUAUGCUGACUAUAUUCCGUCAAAACUGAAUUAUGGACAAAAGCAUCCAGAUCCUGUUGUCGAGUCGAGUUCCUUGUCCAGUGUCUCUCCUCCAGAUAUUCAUUAUCGCCUGAUUCUUCCGGAUGAAGUUAUCGAGCGGGCGUAUCUUUCAGCUUUGCAACUGGAAGCAGUGGUGUACGCCUGUCAACGUCAUGAGUGUAUCUUACCGAAUGGUCAACGUGCUGGGUUUUUAAUUGGCGACGGGGCAGGUGUGGGAAAAGGUCGCACCAUUGCCGGAAUAUUAUAUGAAAAUUAUUUACGACAUCGUAAGAAGGCCAUUUGGCUCUCAGUUUCAAAUGAUUUGAAGGUCGAUGCUGAACGCGAUCUGCGUGACGUGGGCUUGGGAAAGAUCAAGGUUCAUUCCUUAAACAAGUUUAAAUAUGCUCGUAUUUCUGGUAAAACUAAUGGACGUGUAAAAAAAGGUGUUAUUUUUUCUACUUAUUCUUCAUUGAUUGGUGAAAGUCAAGGCAGUGCAAAAGCAAAAUAUAAAACUCGAUUAAAACAACUUGUUCAUUGGUGUGGGAAAAAAUUCGAUGGUGUUAUUGUGUUUGACGAAUGUCAUCGAGCUAAAAAUUUAACUCCUAGUGGUUCUCAAAAACCUACAAAAACCGGUCUAACUGUACUUGAAUUACAAAACAAACUACCAAAUGCUCGGAUUGUUUAUGCUAGUGCAACAGGUGCCACUGAACCCCGUAACAUGGCUUAUAUGACGCGUCUGGGACUAUGGGGUGAUGGGACGCCAUUUAAAACAUUUAAUUCAUUCAUCCAAACACUUGAGCGACGGGGUGUUGGUGCUAUGGAAUUGGUUGCUAUGGACAUGAAACUACGUGGAAUGUAUAUUGCACGGCAGCUCAGUUUUCAUGGUGUGAAUUUCAGCAUUAAUGAAGUACUAAUAGAGAACGUCAAAUUAGGCCAUGAAAGCUUUAUUCAUGUAUAUAAUCAGUCAACUGACCUGUGGGUGUAUGCAUAUCGCUUCUUCUCAGAAGCGUCGCGUUUAUUAGAUCUAAGUGAUCGUUAUCGUAAAACUAUGUGGGGACAGUUUUGGUCUGCUCACCAACGAUUUUUCAAGUAUCUUUGCAUUGCUGCCAAAGUGGAAAAAUGUGUUGAAAUUGCUAAAACAGCUGUUGAUGAGGGUAAAUGUGUUGUCAUUGGUCUUCAGUCUACUGGUGAGGCUAAAACUCUAGAACAAGUUGAAGAAUAUGGUUUAGAUUUAGGUGAAUUCGUCUCCACUGCUAAGGGCGUGUUCCAGUGUCUGGUUGAAAAGUAUUUUCCAACACCAACAAAUGUUGAGAAUUUCUCUCUUCGAGGGGAUAAACUAGCAUCGGCGGGUGAUCGCAGCUCUAAUACAACUCUCAGUAGAGCAGGACGCGCAAUAGCUGCUGGUCAAGGAAGUGGUCUUGGUUUGAAAGAUAUUUUGGGUGAAAAAAUGCUUGCAAAGCUAGUUGCUGGUGGUAGUUUAUCUGGAUCGAAAUUAAGUGAUGAUUAUGAAAAUUCCAGUAAAGUUGACGGUGUAGGAUCUGAUUCUGAUGACGAUGAUGGUAAUGAACAUUCUGAUGAGUCAGAUGAUGAUGAUUCUGAUUUGAAUAAUGCUCAAAAAGCUAAUGGCUGUAACCCAUCAGAUGGAAAUUCAUCAUCUGAUUAUUACGAUUCAGACCUGGAAGUGAAUUCACCAAACAACAAUUCCAGUCGAAAUAGAUCAAAAAAGUCAGAUUCUUCUAAAAAGCAGUCUCAUUCUGGUAAACGUAAACAAAAGUAUAACCGAGCUGGUGGUUCACCGAAUUGCUUGUCAGAUGAUUCGGACGAAGAUUGGGAUCCGGACGCAUUAUUUGACAGCUUUCUAGCUCGCAACAUGACUCUGUCCAAUUCGACCACUAACAGUGAUAUAACCAAGCGAUUCGAUGACAGCAAGCACUUUGGAGAUGAAAUUUGGGGUGAUGAGUUGACUCGUAAAUUAUCACAACAGUAUCUUAUGGGUCGCGGUUCAGGUUCAGCUAAUCAGUCGCUGAUCGCUAACAAUGAACUGAAGGUCUCUCCCGAAGAAGCUAAACGGCAAUGUACUGAAAUGCAAAGUUUACUUUUGCGUUUCAUUGAAAAGCUUGGUCCAAAGUUACCUCCCAGCUCUCUUGAUGAGUUGAUUGACAAAUUGGGUGGACCCUCACGGGUUGCUGAGAUGACAGGUAGAAAGGGUCGUAUGGUGAUGGGGGAUGAUGGCCGCGUUUCUUAUGAAUCUCGUCGUGAAAGUGACGUCAAUUUAGAACUACUUAAUCUUACGGAAAAACAACGCUUCAUGAAUGGCGAGAAACUCAUUGCUAUUAUCUCUGAGGCAGCCAGUAGUGGUAUCUCUCUUCAGGCGGAUCGAAGGGCAUCUAAUCAACGCCGACGUGUUCAUAUUACAUUGGAACUUCCUUGGAGUGCAGAUCGCGCAGUUCAGCAGUUCGGUCGUACACACCGAUCCAACCAGGUUAGCGCUCCAAAAUAUAUCUUCCUGAUUUCCAAUUUGGCUGGUGAGCAGCGUUUCGCUUCUACAGUUGCUAAACGUUUAGAGUCUCUUGGUGCUCUGACACAUGGUGAUAGACGAGCUACAGAAACUCGUGAUUUGUCGCAGUUCAAUCUGGAUACUAAACUCGGACGAGAAGCUUUAGAGUUAGUAUUACGUGCUUGUAUUUGGGGCGAUGAGGGCAUAGUUGAUCCUCCAAACGACUAUAUAACUGACACGCCUUUUGACGUCACUGUCGAUCGGGACAAUUUAAAUGCUCAGUCUUUCUUUAAUGAUGUUAAAGCAAGUUUACAGGGUGUAGGUUUGGCUACUGGUCGAUGUCGUGAAAAGGACAGUAAUCAAAUGUCUAAAUUUUUGAACCGCAUUUUAGGUAUACGUGUUCAUAUUCAAAAUGCACUCUUUCAAUACUUUUCGGACACAUUAGAAGAAGUUACCAGACGUGCUAAACGUGAUAAUCGUCUGGAUCUCGGAAUUUUGGAUCUUGGUACUUCUGGUCAGAAUUUGGAAAUAACAUGGACCAAAAGUUUUGAUACAUGGUUUUUAUCAGAAUCUACUCAAGUUCAUUUACACAAAGUAACUGCUGAACGCGGAUUACCAUGGUCGGGUGCUAUGGAAAUAUACACUCAGCAUGAUGGUGUAAAUGA
Schistosoma curassoni is the source of this 3992-nucleotide messenger RNA. The record is from the annotation of a GenBank genome assembly. Lineage: Eukaryota; Metazoa; Platyhelminthes; Trematoda; Strigeidida; Schistosomatidae.